AUGUUCGUGCAUACAGUGGGAGCCCUCCUAGAUACAAUUGAAGCUGUGAUAGUGUGGAUCAUCAUGGAGCUCGAGCUUUUGCUGCCGCUACCAUCAUUCCUCCACAGCCAUUCCUACCUGCCCACAUCUGGAUCGCAGCGCCUCUUCAUCAUGAGACUCACCAAGUCGCAAAGCAUCCUCCUUCCCGACAUCUACCUCCCACCGGUGCUCAAAGAAGUCUCGCUGCACUACAGACAAGCGCUCAAGAACCCUAUCGUCAUCCAAACGUUCCUUGCAACCAAGAAUGCGGUUGACACAUCUGUUCGUUUGCGACUCUCGCAUUCGAUCGUGAUGCUCAUCAUCUACGGCAACGUCAACAGCCUUCAGAAGCUCAGAACCGCCGCCAAAGGUGUCGCCAAAGCCGUGAUGCAGCACGCCUUCCACAACGGCAUGGUAGCAGCCACCUACACCGCCAUCGUCAUGACGCUCGGCUCGAUCCGAAAGCGCAACGAUGGUCGCAUUGCGGGGAUCAAGAGCAACUCGUUCGCAGAAUCAUUGCUGGCGGGGUCGAUCGCCGGAGCAGCCGCCUUCUCGCUCGAUCAGUCUGCCGUCGCACUUCAGGUCUUCGCUUUCGUACUCGGUCGAAGCGUGCAGAGUCUCUUGCCGGGUGUCACAGCUCCCGUCAUUCAGCCGGACGCCGCUGUGUUGACCAGCUCCGUCACAACACCCGUCGCUGUCAAGCCACCGAAGAAGAUGCUGUACAGAGCACCGACAUCGCAAGCAAUCACAAUCGCGGGUGCAGUCGCGUAUGCUUUUACUUUGACGAUGCAUUCCCAUGGUCACGAUCGACUCAACUCGGGUCUCUCGAGAAGUAUCAGUCCCAUCUACGGCAAGUUUGGCGCUGCGCUCGCAGCCGUCGCCUAG
Messenger RNA from Pseudozyma hubeiensis SY62, 903 nucleotides. RefSeq lists its product as hypothetical. Gene Ontology annotation, cellular component: peroxisomal membrane. NCBI's taxonomy places the organism in Eukaryota, Fungi, Basidiomycota, Ustilaginomycetes, Ustilaginales, Ustilaginaceae. The coding region runs from base 1 to 903 and encodes 300 amino acids. The record is from RefSeq and is a predicted model, not a curated record. The transcript has 2 exons.